This is a messenger RNA of Hylaeus anthracinus, 2591 nucleotides long. RefSeq names its product ATP-dependent RNA helicase vasa. Gene Ontology annotation, molecular function: ATP binding; RNA helicase activity; RNA binding. The coding region runs from base 172 to 2061 and encodes 629 amino acids. Gene Ontology annotation, cellular component: P granule; nucleus. The transcript is spliced from 4 exons. NCBI's taxonomy places the organism in Eukaryota, Metazoa, Arthropoda, Insecta, Hymenoptera, Colletidae. The record is from RefSeq and is a predicted model, not a curated record. Gene Ontology annotation, biological process: gamete generation; cell differentiation.
AAGCAACGGUUGAACGUCGUUCGCAUUUCUGCUCUUACGUUUGUGCGGUCUCAUUCGUCUUUCGACAUUCGACAAGAAAAUCCAGCUCAUCGAUCUGUUCGACUGUGCACGUUUAUAUUUUCUUCACUUUAACCUUCGUUUGUAUCUCUUCAACAACCAAAACAAUAUACGAUGGAUGAUUGGGGCCCAGAAACUGUUGAAAUCUCUUCGAAUACACAGUAUUUCGAUGAAGGUGGGCGCAGUUAUGGGAAAGGGCGAGGAUUUAUAGCACCGAACAAUAAUUUUAACGACGGAUUCGAUAAAAAUAAUUCUUGGCCUAAUAAUACCGACAACGAUACCGAUAAUGAUAUCGGAAAUUCUGGUAGAGGAGGAGGUAGGGGUGGCGGUAGAGGCCGUGGAGGAAGAGGAGGUAGGGGAGGUAGAGGCGGCAGGGGAGGAAAUCAAGACAGAGAUGGAUUCAAAGGCAGGAGCAGAGACAACGACGAUGAAAGUAAUGGUUACAGGAGGAACGAUAAUUACAGAGAUGAUGAUAAUGGUGAAAAUAGUAGAAAUGGUAGACCAAGAGAUCGACAGCGAGGAGGUGGCGAGGAUGGCGACGAUGGUGAAAAACCUAAAGAAAUAUAUAUUCCUCCAGAAUUACCUACAGAUGAACAGUCCCUGUUUGAAAAUGGGGUUGCAAUAGGCAUUAAUUUCGAUAAAUAUGAUAACAUCGAUGUUAAAGUAAGCGGAGAAAAUGAACCUAAGCCGAUAGAAAGUUUCGAAAGAGCGGGUCUUCGAAGCAUUGUCCUAGAAAAUAUUAAAAAAUCAGGAUAUACGAAACCCACUCCAGUACAAAAACAUGCAUUACCAAUCAUAAUGAACGGUCGCGAUUUAAUGGCUUGCGCGCAAACAGGUUCGGGCAAAACUGCUGCAUUCGCAGUUCCCAUCAUUAACACAUUAUUGGAACAUCCAACCGAUCUAAUUGUAAAUUCCGAUUAUUGCGAACCACAAGUUGUUAUUGUAUCGCCUACUCGCGAACUGACCAUUCAAAUUUGGCAACAGAUUGUUAAAUUCUCGCUCAAUUCAAUUUUAAAGACUGUAGUCGCGUAUGGUGGAACAUCCGUUAUGCAUCAAAGAGGAAAACUCUCAUCGGGGUGUCACAUACUUGUAGCAACACCAGGAAGGUUAUUAGACUUUUUAGACAGAGGAAGAAUUAAGUUUUCUUCCGUUCGAUUUCUUGUAUUGGAUGAAGCAGACAGGAUGUUGGACAUGGGGUUCUUGCCAUGCAUCGAGAAAAUCGUAGAUCACGACACAAUGGUUCCCCUAGGUGAACGGCAAACGUUAAUGUUUUCCGCUACUUUCCCAGACGAAGUGCAACAUCUGGCUAAAAGAUUCUUAAACAAUUAUUUAUUCCUCGCUGUUGGCAUCGUGGGUGGUGCAUGUUCAGAUGUUGAACAAAAUUUCUAUGAAGUUGCAAGGAAUAAGAAAAAAGAUAAACUUGGAGAACUCUUGGAAAGAGAGAACGCUGCAGGCACUCUAAAGGGUACCAUGAUAUUUGUCGAAAUGAAGAGGAAAGCUGAUUUUAUUGCAGCAUUUUUGUCGGAAAAUAAUUAUCCUACGACGAGUAUUCACGGCGACAGAUUACAGCGGCAAAGGGAAGAGGCAUUGGCUGAUUUCAAAAGUGGAAAAAUGUCUAUUCUGGUAGCUACAGCAGUAGCUGCUAGAGGUUUAGACAUAAAAAAUGUCGCACACGUUAUAAACUUUGAUUUACCAAAGGGAAUCGACGAAUACGUUCAUAGAAUUGGUAGGACUGGCCGUGUAGGCAACCGUGGAAGAGCAACCUCUUUCUUUGAUCCCGAUGAUGAUGCACCGCUCAGACCUGAUCUUGUCAGAAUAUUGAAGCAGGCGAACCAACCUGUCCCAGAUUGGUUAGUAGCUGGAAAUGCAAGUAGAAACUUCAUGCCCGGAAAAGGAAGAAGAUUCGGAGGAGAAGACAUUCGAGAUUUUGAACCAGAAGGUGAACAAUACAAGGAAGAAGACUAUUCGCUUUCUGUGCCACAGGAACCAGACGAACAAUGGUAGAAAUUUUAACCUGUGCUGUCAUUGUUUUAUUGAAAAAAGGGUAUUAUAUAUAUAUAUAUAUUUCUUUAUUGAUAACGCUAAGUCAGGGGUACAAUUGAUUCAUUCAUAUAGUAUUUAUGUUGAUAUAAAGAGUCAUUAAUAUACAACAGUAAUCUUUUAAGUUGAUUUUUGUUUUGUUUUUACAUGAUAGACGGAUGAAUAUAUGAUGUAUUUAAAUGAAGUACAGACUGCAUCAUGUACCUCUGAGAAAUAAGUAGGUUACGUAUGUGAUAAUUAUGCAAUGUUAUCUUCGUUAAUAUGACAAGUUUCACUUUCAGAGAUUAUAAAUAAUCUACAAACAAAAAAAUGUUUCAUCUGCGUCUUUAAAUGUAGUUCAUCGUACUGCUCCAUCGACCGUACAAAUACUAGUUUUUAAGAACACAUUAUCACCAAAAUUGGAUCAUGUUACUUUAUUUUAUAAACUGAUACUCUCUAAUAUUAUGUUAAGUGUUUUAUACAAUCCUUUUGUAAUAAAAAUAAGUAAACCAAGA